This is a messenger RNA of Odocoileus virginianus texanus, 4014 nucleotides long. RefSeq names its product KLF transcription factor 11 (gene KLF11). Gene Ontology annotation, biological process: regulation of transcription by RNA polymerase II. Gene Ontology annotation, molecular function: DNA-binding transcription factor activity, RNA polymerase II-specific; RNA polymerase II cis-regulatory region sequence-specific DNA binding. The record is from RefSeq and is a predicted model, not a curated record. NCBI's taxonomy places the organism in Eukaryota, Metazoa, Chordata, Mammalia, Artiodactyla, Cervidae.
UGAUGGACAUGAGUUUGAGCAAGCUCGGGGAGUUGGUGGUGGACAAGGAGGCCUUGCAUCCUGCAUUCCGUGAGGUCGCAAAGAGUCGAAUAUUGACCGAGCAACUGAAAUGACUAGAAGUUGACAUCAUGGACAUAUGUGAGUCAAUCCUGGAGAGGAAGCGACAUGACAGCGAGAGGUCCACAUGCAGCAUGUUGGAGCAGAAUGAUAUGGAAGCUGUGGAGGCUCUUGUUUGCAUGAGCUCCUGGGGUCAGAGAUCCCAGAAAGCCGACCUGUUGAAGAUCAGACCCCUCACACCUGUCUCUGACUCUGGGGAUGUCACCACAUCAGUGCAUGUGGACAUGGCCCCACCCGAGCUACCAAAGGACUUCCAUUCUCUAUCAACUCUGUGCAUGACUCCUCCUCAGAGCCCUGACCUCCUGGAACCAUUGACAGGGACAGUUGUUCCUUCGCAAGUAACUGCUUCCAAAGCCCCCGUGGUCAUGGCGGUCCCCCCAGCCUCUGCUGGGGCUGCCAGAGUGCUGAGCAGGACGGUGGAGGGGGGCCUGCCUUGUCCGAAACCGGAGUUGCUGGAGUCAGCUGCCAGCCCGCCCUGCAAGGCCACGGUGACGGGUAUCACUGGCCAUGCUGGCGGGAGUCCUGCUCCUGCCCACCAUUCCUGUCCCACCGCCCAGACUCAAGAACACCAGCUUCCAGCUUGCACAGAAGGAGAAGCACAGUUCCUGGGGCACGUUGAAACUUUGCAGGACAUGCACCUCACAGACAGUUUACUUAGCAUGAACUCAGUGUCCUGUCAACCUUGCUUGCACAAGUCCAGUGGCCUGAUCUCCGCCGAUAAAGGCCAGCAGGCAGGGUGGCCCAUUGCAGUUCAGACCUGCUCACCAAAGAGUUAUGAAAACGACUUGGCAAGGAAAGCCACCCCUCUGAUUUCCGUCCCCAUUCCUAGUACCCCUGUCCUCUGCCAAAUGAUCCCUGUGACUGGACCCAGUGGCCUGUUACCAGCUGUUCUAAAGCCACCUCCCCAGGUGUCUGCGGGGCUUGUCAAGCCCGUCUUGCCCCACGCGGCUCCCGCGCCCCCACCUGUGUUCGUGGGACCGUCUGUGCCUCAGGGAACUGUGAUGCUGCUUCUGCCCCAGGGCGCCCUCCCCCAGCCUGCCACGUGCUCAGCCGGCAGCAUGCCUGUUGGGAACUCCAGGUACCUACCCCUUGCGCCUGCUCCAGUAUUCAUUGCAUCCAGUCAGAGCUGUGCCCCUCAGGUAGACUUUUCCCGAAGGAGGAACUAUGUUUGCCACUUUCCAGGCUGCCGGAAAACCUACUUCAAAAGUUCCCACCUCAAGGCUCAUCUCCGCACUCACACAGGAGAGAAGCCUUUCAGCUGCAGCUGGGACGGCUGCGACAAGAAAUUUGCUCGUUCAGAUGAACUCUCUCGCCACCGCAGAACUCACACUGGGGAGAAGAAGUUCGUGUGCCCAGUGUGCGACCGGCGUUUCAUGCGCAGCGACCACCUGACGAAACACGCCCGGCGCCAUGUGGCCACCAAGAGGGUCCCCGGCUGGCAGGCAGCGUUCGGCAGGCUGAACAGAGCGGCCUCCACAGAGGACCCUGGGGGCCCGCCGGAGCGUGCGCCGGCCUCUGCCUGAAAGGGCUGCGGGGGGGGGGGGGUAAUGGAUGGGAAUUUUCCAAAGCCUUUUUUUUUUUUUUUUCAGGAAUCAUGGAAGUGAUGGUUUUCUCUCCAAAAACAACAGCAAAAAGUUGUCCUGAGGGCCAGGGGAGCUGGUUCUGAUGAACGUUAUGUUAACUUGUCUUUUUUUAGGUUGGGACCCUGUUAAGUAUCUUUUGUACUUUCAGAAGUUCUUUUAAGGAAAUGGAAGAAAAUUUGGUAAUCUAAAUCACCAGCAUUCAGACACACAGUUUGGCAAUAAAUUUUGCAAAAUUUGGAUUUUUACAACCUUCCUAUUCCUGUUUUGUAGGAUUGAGACAGGGUACUAAUUUUUAUACUGUUUUUUAUAAAAAAGAUACUUAUAUUGUUGGUUCUCAGAUCACCGAUUUCUAUAUAGAUGAUUUUACAGUCUUCUUUUAAGUGUUUAACAUUUUUAUAGUAACCCUGCUUUUGGUAAAGUUGACACAUUAUUCAGGCAAAAAAAAAAUUUAUAGCUCUGCAAUCAGGCUUUUUAGAUCUACGAGGUUUUAAAAUCAGAACUAGUUGAAUAGGGGCCUCUUAAAGAAAUGGGUGCGGGGGAAAACCUUUGCAGGCAGCUUCUUCCUAAUACUCUCAAGGGAAAUUCCAGACAAGAGUUUCUUUUAAGGCUUUAUGUAGCCCAAGGAAUUAGAAUUUUCUUUAAGUAGAACUUAGUCACCUGUGUCCGUGGUGUGACUUGUGAAGAUUGUGCCCCAGAGAUGAGCUUAAAAUAAUCAGUAGAUAUCCAGUGAGCAGGGAGCUGCUGUAGCAUCUAAGUGUCUGUGGUCAAUUCACAGUCCCUUGUCUGUACCUCAGACACCAAGAAAAGAUGACUUAAGCACUCAGACCCAGCUGCUCUGUCCCUUUGACUUCCUUUGCUGUGGCCUUACCCAAGUGUUUUGUGGGUAGAAUCACUUCUUAGAGAAAAAGAUGUCCUUAGUUGUUGGAGGAACUUUCCAUCGAAGGAAAGCUUAUGUGAGGUGAAGUAGCUGUGUGCGGUCCAGCUGCCGUGUUCCAAUUCCUUUGUUUAUUAAGUAUUGGUGAUAAGGAAUGUUAGUAACACUGAACAGCAAUAAUCCUACCAAGCUGUCCUUUCAUUCACAUUGUUGGAAGGGAGUUGUUUUGAUCAAACAGAACAGUACUUGGAAUGGGGUAUUUUGCCUGGAGAAGAGGCCACGGGCCUCACUGAAGCCGUGAGCACAGGUCCCAGCAUUGUAGAGACUGCACCCUGGUGUCCAGGAAGCUGCUGAGACUGCCUCCACUGGGCAGCCUUGGGAACUCAGGCAAGAGGAGGUGUGUAAGGACCAUGGCAAUGUCGCUCUGCCCUUUGAGCCUGGGAAUGGUUUGUCAUGCUGUAUGUAAUCAGAUUCUGUCUUUGCUGCUUAUUUAUUUGCAUUUGCCUUUAUUAAAAUGAUGGUAAGGUGAAAUAUUGAGUAAGUACAAUUAGGCUUUGUGUUCAGGUCUUUUUUAGUCUUGAUAGCACUCACCCAGUCAUUCAUUGUAUGUCAGUUGAUACCCAUUAAGUUACCCUUUAGUAUCAACCGCUGAUUGACAUACAGGUCUGUAAGUGCUGGCUGUGUUUCAGAGGCUUCGUGUCUUUGAUCACUUCUAUAGCUAAAUAUUCCUACUGGUCGUGAGACAUACUGUAGUUACAAGAGAACCAGAAUUCAAUGUACAUAGCUCGUGUUUCCCCACCACCCCAUCCUUUCUCCCACUCAUGCCCUAGAUCAGCAUAAACAUUGCUAUGUGUAUGCUGUAAAUGGCAUUAAAUUCGGAUAUUUUUCAUAACUAACACAAAAUAAUAUUGGUCUGACUAAGGUUCUGGUGCAUAAUAAGUCUCUGAGUGUUUGGUUGCUUGUCAUACUGAAUGAAGUUCAUUCUCUGAACAGUGUUGUUUUUGAAGAAUAGAUGUGCAAAAAAGGAAAAAAGCUUUUGAUUUACACUUCCAUUUCCUGAUGAGACUUUGAAAUACCUUCUGUAAACAUUUUGGGCCCUCUGUUGUUGAUGGAAAGAUUGCAAGUUGGGAAACAGCUUCACCUGACAAACGCAACGUGAGAACCGGAGCCUCGCAGGGCGUGUUCAGCAUGAGGUCCCUCCGUGCGCCGGGGCGUCGGAGGAGCGCGCGGGAGGCACGGCCCCUAGUGCACUUUACUGCCCAAGCAGUUUUGCUUGUUCUUCUUUGACUUUGAGCCUUUUAAAGUAGUUUCAAUGAUAAAAUUUUAAAUGUUUCAGAAUUAUGUUUUAUGUAACAGACUUUGACGUAUUAUUUAAAUGAAUAUGUGUGAUAUAACUCUUUUCUUUGAAUCAUAUAAAACUCUUUGGAUUUGCAAACUGGA